GCCGCCAUGGCCACGCCGCUGUCCACCCGCGCGGGCGGCGGGCCCGCCACGCCGCUGUCGCCCACGCGCCUGUCGCGGCUGCAGGAGAAGGAGGAGCUGAGGGAGCUCAAUGACCGCCUGGCGCACUACAUCGACCGCGUCCGCGCGCUUGAGCUCGAGAACGACCGGCUGCUGCUCAAGAUUUCAGAGAAGGAGGAGGUGACCACGCGCGAGGUGACCGGGAUCAAGGCGCUGUACGAGUCGGAGCUGGCAGACGCCCGCCGGGUCCUGGACGAGACCGCCCGGGAGCGCGCGAGACUGCAGAUCGAGAUCGGGAAGCUGCAGGCCGACCUGGAGGAGGCCAACAAGAGCACCAAGAAGCGGGAGGGUGAGCUCACGGUGGCCCAGGGCCGGGUCAAGGACCUGGAGUCCCUGUUCCACCGCAGCGAGGCAGAGCUGGCCGCGGCCCUGAGCGACAAGCGCAGCCUCGAGAGCGACGUGGCCGAGCUGCGUGCCCAGCUGGCCAAGGCCGAGGAUGGCCAUGCGGUGGCCAAGAAGCAGCUCGAAAAGGAAACCCUGAUGCGUGUGGACCUGGAGAAUCGUUGCCAGAGCCUGCAGGAGGAGCUUGACUUCCGCAAGAACGUCUUCGAGGAGGAGGUGCGGGAGACGAGGCGGCGGCAUGAGCACCAGCUGGUGGAGGUGGACAGCAGCCGGCAGCAGGAGUACGACUUCAAGAUGGCGCAGGCCCUGGAGGAGCUGCGCAGCCAGCAUGACGAGCAAGUGCGGCUGUACCGGCUGGAGCUGGAGCAGACCUACCAGGCCAAGCUGGAGAAUGCCAAGCUGAGCUCUGAUCAGAAUGACAAGGCGGCCAGCGCGGCCCGAGAGGAGCUGAAGGAGGCCCGAGUGCGGGUUGAGUCCCUCAGCUACCAGCUGUCCGGCCUCCAGAAGCAGGCCAGCGCAGCCGAGGACCGGAUCCGGGAGCUGGAAGAGACGAUGGCUGGGGAACGGGACAGGUUCCGGAAGAUGCUGGAUGCCAAGGAGCGGGAGAUGACAGAGAUGCGCGACGUGAUGCAGCAACAGCUAGCCGAGUACCAGGAGCUGCUGGACGUGAAGCUGGCCCUGGACAUGGAGAUCAACGCCUACCGCAAGCUGCUGGAGGGGGAGGAGGAGAGGCUGAAGCUGUCCCCCAGCCCAUCCUCACGUGUGACCAUCUCCCGGGCCACCUCCAGCAGCGGUGGCGGCGUGCCCACCGCGGGGCGCCCAGGCCGCAGCAAGCGGAAGCGGCUGGAGGUGGAGGAGGCGUUGGGCUCAGGCUCUGGGAGCAUUGGCAUCGGCUCGGGCUCCAGCAGUGCCAGCAGCUUCCAGCUGUCCCAGCAGGCAUCUGCCUCAGGCAGCAUCAGCAUUGAGGAGAUCGACUUGGAGGGCAAGUUCGUGCGGCUCAAGAACAGCUCCAGCAAGGACCAGUCUCUGGGUAACUGGAGGAUCAAGAGGCAGAUGGCAGACGGAGAAGAAAUUGCUUAUAAGUUUACACCCAAGUAUGUCCUGCGGGCUGGACAGACAGUCACGGUGUGGGCGGCAGGGGCAGGUGUGGCCCACAGCCCACCCUCCACACUCGUGUGGAAGAGCCAGAGCAGCUGGGGCUCGGGCGAGCGCUUCCGGACCGCCCUGGUCAAUGCCGAUGGAGAGGAGGUGGCCAUGCGAGCCGUGACACAGUCAUCAGUCGUCCGGGAGACCGAGAACGGGGAGGAGGAGGAGGAAGAGGAGGAGGAGGCUGAGUUUGGCGAGGAGGACUUGUUCCACCAGCAGGGGGACCCGAGGACCACCUCGCGCGGCUGCCGUGUGAUGUGA
Messenger RNA from Elephantulus edwardii (Cape elephant shrew), 1827 nucleotides. RefSeq names its product lamin B2 (gene LMNB2). The record is from RefSeq and is a predicted model, not a curated record. Lineage: Eukaryota; Metazoa; Chordata; Mammalia; Macroscelidea; Macroscelididae. The coding region runs from base 7 to 1827 and encodes 606 amino acids. The transcript has 13 exons.